CGUCCCCCUAGCGUCGGCCGGUGGAAUUGUCGGCCUCUGCUUACUUAACUAAAAGUGUUGUUCGGUAUUUCCUCGCCGCUUCCUUCUUCGGCUCGAAACGUCGCCCGGCGUCUCAGCCAAUAGUUGGCGCUCUUCCCACAGUCCCUGCGUCUGAUUGGAGAGCGGGGAGAAUGACGCACUUUAAAAAUUGCAGCGGGCGCCGCCAUCACCCUUGAGCCUGGAACGUUUGUGCCGCAGGUCGGUCGGCGAGUCGGGAACGGGCGCUCGCACUCCUCCCAGGCACCGGACGGGCUGGCCCAUCGUGGCGAGUCAAGCUGUUGUUCAAGAUGGUAUCUCUCGUGAACCUGGAAAAGGAGGCACAAAAGAAACUUGAAGAUUUCCUGCAAAAUGUCCACAAUAGAGAUUUUUUGUGGAUGGAUGAGAUCCUUGAAGAGGCGAUCAAGAUAUCCAAUAGUAAUUCCAGUGGAGAACCACUACUGAUGCCAAAAACUCCAUCACAGAAAAACCGCCAGAAAAAGAAGCACUUAUCUUCUGUUAAGAAAGAUCAGUUUUCCAAAAAGAGGUUGUCAAAAAGGUACAGUACCCGGUCGUCAUCUUCUAAACAGACUGGCCAAAAUCUCCAGCACAGAAAAGAUUCAGACAUGAUGAUUGAUGCUGAGACUUCUUCACCUUGUCAUCGUGUGACUCGAUCUCGGGCGAUGAGGUCUGCCAGGCCCUCACAGGAUUCUUUCAAGAAACUGAGUAUCGAUUUAACCAAAGGGCGGAUACCCCUGGUAGAAAUCAGUGCUAAUGAGAGACACAGUGCAGAAUUGCAGGUGAAGCAAUCAUCACCCCUAACAGGGAGUGUUGCUCGGAGCAUCACUUUGCUGUCGAAUGGCAAGUCCCCCAUAAAGGAAUCACAACCUUUGUCUAAAGCUUCUUUGAUUGUGAUCCCAGACACCCCUGAAACAAACAUUACAAAAGAGGGACGGGGAGCUUCCAAGAUGAAAAUUGCAAAUAUGUCGAUUCCUAAAACCCCUGAAAAGAAAGAAGCCACCACUCAGCAAGAAAAUAUUUGUGACCAGCAACAAGAAGAUUGCAAGUCGUGUGAAACUGAAGCGGCACAGAACUUAGCUGAGAGUCCACAGACACCCACGGCACCAAAGGCAAACCGUCGGUCAGUACGCCGAAGCCUAAUGGGUAGACGCUCAAUGAACUCCAAAGCCUCUUUGGUUGAGACGUACUCAUUAAGCAUCCAGAGGGAAAGAAUGGUUCGGAAAUCUGUUACCAGGAGUUUGUCCAAGCGUAAAAAAGGCCAGCAAUCAUCAGCUGCUUCUCAGAUGAUUUCAGAGAAGUUAGUGGCGGAAGAAGCUUCUGAAUCUGGGCUGAAGUUAGAUCCUAAUUCGGAAGAGACAGUUGUUGAAAACCCCAGGAUAUCUCUUCGAUCUCACAAGGCCAGCAUGACUACAGCUCUCCAACCUCAGGGUGACCAAGCAGGAGGAGAGUGCAAGGAUGAUACUUCUCAAAAGUGUGAAGACAUGCAGAAGCAGCCGCAGAUUAUCAAGAGGCAGUCAAGCUACAAGAGAGCACUUGAUAUAAAUGAUGAACAGUAUGCAGAAGAAAAGCUUUCACCACCAAGGAAAAAGGCGCCAUCUCCUCAGUGUCUCACCAAUAAGGUUUCCCGUCCUUUCAAGACAUUCUUGCAUACUGUUCAUAAGAAUCAAGUGCUUAUGAUGACUCCUGGCUCUGUGAGCCGAAACAACACUAUAAAAUCAUUUCUCAAGCAAAACACUCCCCUACGGACCCCUGCCCAGGGAGGGUUCGUUGAAAAAGAAAGGCAACGGUUUGAAAAUCUGCGGAAGAAGGAGGAGGCUGAGCAACAGCGAAGGCAGAAAUUGGAGGAGGAAAAAAGGCGGCGUUUGGAAGAGAUGAAGCGGAAGCGGGCGGAGCGCCUUCGCAAGGUGGCGCAGGCUCGGGAGCAGGCCGAGCGACUGGAAGAGGAGAAGAAGAAGCGGUUUGAGCAGAAGCAUGCUCAGCAUGAGGAAAAACAUGAGAAGGUGCGAGAGGACAAAUUGGCAGAAGACAAAAUAAAGAAGAAGGCAGUUGCCAAGAAGUUGGAAGACCUUGAAGCUCGGCGCAAACAAGAGGAUGAAGCCCGUAAACAGAGAGCACUGCAACUAAAGAGACAAGAGGAGGAGGAGCAAGAGAAGGCUCGGAAGAUUGCAGACCAACGUCGGGCAGAACUGGAAAGAGAGAAAAAGCUGUCUGCUGAGAGAGAACUGCAGAGGAAGAAAGAGCAGGAAAAGCUCCAAGCCCAACAGGAGCAUGAGCGGCAAGAAAAGGAGAAGGCUGCACGCUUGCAGAGAGAGGUUUUGGCAGCGGCGAAAGAGAAGGAGCGGCUCAGAAAAGAGUUGGAGGAGAAAGAAAGGAAACUGCAGGAACAGCAAAAGCAAGAAGAGCUGCAGCUGAAAGCCAGCUCAGGGGCUGAGGCGAAGGCUAAUAAACAGAUGAAUGUGACCAUCAGUGUUGAGAACUCACCGGCUUGUAAUUCAUACCCGAUGACACCUCAAGGCCCCAAGCAGCCCAAGCUUGACCUGAAUAAUUAUGGGAUGGAUUUGAAUAGUGAUGAUUCAACAGAUGAUGAGAAUCAGCCACGCAAGCCCAUCCCUGCUUGGGCAAUGGGAAAUCAAUUAAGUCAAGCAAUCAUACAUCAGUAUUACAAUCCACCUGAUACCAGAGCACUCUUUGGAGUCGUGAACAGUCCCAAACUGGAAGAAAUCUUUUAUAAGAGCAAACCACGCUAUUUCAAGCGCACCAGUUCUGCAGUGUGGAACUCUCCACCGUUCCCAGGUGGCAAAUCAGUAACAUCUGCUCUCAAGAGAUACUGAAGUUUCUUAGUUCUACUAUAUCUUUGAUUUUUUUUUUUUGUCUGUAAGGAAAAAAGGUAUUUUAAAUGCAUCACUUUUCUUUCUUGACAUU
Pogona vitticeps (central bearded dragon) is the source of this 2958-nucleotide messenger RNA. The record is from RefSeq and is a predicted model, not a curated record. NCBI's taxonomy places the organism in Eukaryota, Metazoa, Chordata, Lepidosauria, Squamata, Agamidae.